Molecule: messenger RNA, 1174 nt
Organism: Toxotes jaculatrix (banded archerfish)
Lineage: Eukaryota; Metazoa; Chordata; Actinopteri; Toxotidae
Product: inositol monophosphatase 1-like
Exons: 8
Coding region: 225-1097 (290 amino acids)
Biological process (GO): inositol metabolic process; phosphatidylinositol phosphate biosynthetic process; signal transduction
Molecular function (GO): inositol monophosphate 1-phosphatase activity
Source: RefSeq, a predicted model, not a curated record
CAUUCUUCUUCUCUGCUCUUUUCUGUUGAUGUGUUUUCCUUUUCCUUUUCUCUUUAUCUUUUCAUUUCUAUCAUUUUAUUCCUUCAGUGGUUUGUCCACUCUUGUAUCCUCUGUUGUUUUUCCUUUUCCUUCCCUGUCCUCUGUGUGUCCGUCCUCUCUCCUCCUCCUCUCUGAUGUCAGUGUCUCUUGUCCUCUGACAGGAGGAUUUCCUGCUCCUUGUCAUCAUGGCUGACUGGACCGACUGUCUGAACUUUGGCAUCUCCAUCGCCAAACAGGCCAGUGAGAUCGUCCUGUCGGCGUUUCAGCAGCAAAAGGAAGUUAAGCUGAAAAGUUCUCCGGCUGAUCUGGUGACAGAAACUGACCAAAGGGUGGAGAGGAUCCUGAUCACAGCCAUCAGGAACAAAUAUCCACUGCACAGGUUCAUUGGGGAGGAGUCCGUAGCUGCAGGUGAGAGUCUGGAGCUGACUGACUCUCCCACCUGGAUCAUCGACCCCAUCGACGGGACUGUCAACUUCGUGCACAGAUUUCCAUUUGUGGCCAUCUCCAUCGCCUUCACCGUCAACAAGCAGACGGAGUUUGGGAUCGUGUACAGCUGUGUGGAGGACAAACUGUUCCACGCUCAGAGAGGAGGAGGAGCCUAUCUGAACGGAGAACCGCUGCACGCCUCUGGACAGGAAGACAUCAGCAGGUGUGUCGUGGUGACGGAGAUCGGGGCGGAGCGUGAUGACCUUGCUCUGUCCACCAUGACCUCCAACAUCUUCAGACUGCUGAAACUACCUGUCCAUGGUGUCCGUGCGCUGGGGACUGCUGCGGUCGACAUGUGUCAGGUGGCGACAGGUGGAGCUGACGCUUACUAUCACAUAGGGAUGCAUUGCUGGGAUAUUGCUGCGUCUGCCAUCAUUGUCCAGGAGGCUGGAGGCGUCGUCAUGGAUACGGACGGCUCAGAGUUUGACAUGAUGUCCAGGAGAGUCAUCGCUGCCAGCUCCUCCGCUGUGGCAAGUCGCAUCGCACAGGUGAUCCAGGUGUUUCCCUGUCGCCGUGAUGAUGAGGACCCCUGCAGGUGUGACUGUGGAGCAACCAGUGUGAAUGGCGUGUAAGUCACCGGACAGGAAGUGUGAUGGAGGUGUGCCUGAUUAAGAGCGAUGAGAUUUAAAAACACUAAUAAAACCUGAAA